Messenger RNA from Ruditapes philippinarum (Manila clam), 1151 nucleotides. RefSeq lists its product as uncharacterized. Gene Ontology annotation, molecular function: NAADP-sensitive calcium-release channel activity. Gene Ontology annotation, cellular component: lysosomal membrane; plasma membrane. The record is from RefSeq and is a predicted model, not a curated record. NCBI's taxonomy places the organism in Eukaryota, Metazoa, Mollusca, Bivalvia, Venerida, Veneridae. The transcript is spliced from 10 exons. The coding region runs from base 18 to 1151 and encodes 377 amino acids.
UAUUAUAUAUCUCUUUAAUGUUACAUUGUUGUGUAGUAUAUAACAUUUAUAAAAUCUACACUCUCUCACAGUUUAUAAACAAUGUAUUUAAAAUUAAUUGUGUAGAUGAAAUUCCAGAUCCUGACAACGACAAUGAGGAAACUGUUCUUUUAACACAAACAGAUGGAGCAAAUCUCGUAUCAGAACCGUCUAAACCGAAAGAUAAUAAAUGCACUCCCUGGCUAGUGUUCGCCUUGAGAUUUUUCUUAUUUUCGCCGAUAAAAUGGAAGAGAAAUGGUUGCUGGAUCAGUGUCAUCCACCUAGUUUGGUUUGCUGUGUUCAUCGCAAAGACUUGCUACCUGACAAUACUGACAUUUCAAAUAGGAUAUUGUCGUGAAACUGUGUUCAGUAGCAUAGAAGAUGGAUACAUAGCGUUACAUCACAACUUAUUAAAACAUUGGGAUGCAAGCUUUGAGACGUUGCCAUAUCCUCCAUCUAGUGGAAAGUUCGCUGUUUAUAAUCAGGAAGAUCUACGAAAAAGGAUCAAUUAUGCCGUCGAAAAUGUCUUUAAUCUUGAAGUAACAGCAACUGGAUAUUUCAAGAAACUUGAGAGUGAUUUUGUAAAGAUACAUCUCGUUUACUUUGAUAUAGAACACAAUCAUGCAUUCCAUCCUUCUAGAAGAAUUGUCACAAACGUCCAGAAAAGCUUUGAGCCACACUAUGGAUUGUCAAAAUACGUGGAUAUCUAUGGCAACACAUUAUAUAGCUACAAUAUAACAGAGGAGCUAGACAUGCUCAAUAUUUCAUCUUCUCUUGACAGAAUGUUGUGUUUGAACAUAAUGUUUUCAUUGCACACGCUAAGAGUAAGCAAGUCGUACAACGAUUCCAGAUGUCAGCAUAUAUACGGAAAUGUAACAUUUGAUGACGAUGACCACAAUGGGCAGGUCACCGUUGAUCUCAGCACUUAUACUUUGCCGAUAUCAUGUUCUAAAAUGAAUUUUUCGCUAAAAGAUUCUCCACAAUGUAGAGGAUACACUGGGCAUAUGACCAGGCGUGUGAAAUUCUUGUCAUGGACCACUUCGAUUGGCGAUGGUGUAAUAUAUAUUGGUGGAAUCAUAACAUUGAUUGUCUCAGAAUAUCCAGAUGAUAUGACAUUUUUGUUUGUUCAAUAA